Messenger RNA from Rhagoletis pomonella (apple maggot), 692 nucleotides. RefSeq lists its product as uncharacterized. Bases 219 to 686 code for a protein of 155 amino acids. Lineage: Eukaryota; Metazoa; Arthropoda; Insecta; Diptera; Tephritidae. The record is from RefSeq and is a predicted model, not a curated record. The transcript has 2 exons. Gene Ontology annotation, cellular component: extrinsic component of mitochondrial inner membrane.
AUCGCAAAUAUUAGUCAUAAUUAGCAUGGAUAUAUGAGCCGUUUAGUUUGAAUGUGGCAUAAGACAUUCCAUGCCGUUUGGCUUUAGAACUUCCUCAGCCAAAGGUAAAAAAGUUUUUUCAUUGGUCUAUGACGAUAGAACGAUUUACAGGUGCAUCUAAUUAGAGAUAAUCAACCAUUUCAGCAGAAGAUUCAGAAAUAACGUAUGCCACUUUCAAAAUGAACGACUCAUAUAUAAAGUAUUUCUAUGUAGCCUUUAAUAUAUCCGUAUUUUUAUAUAUUAGGUGUUGCAGAUCCUGUCGAAAAUUGCAGCAUACCGUGAGCUACCGUUUUCAAAGUCAGCUGUACCAUGAUUACUUUUACCUACCUGGAUAUCUUUCUCCCGACUUAAUUUGCUUUUUCAAUGCCGGCUUAUACCGUUAUAAUGGAUUUCAAACGGAAGAUACGUGGCCAGAAACAAUUCGCAUCGCUACCAAUAUAAAAUGCCCCAUUGUGGUUACUUCGUAUACAGAGUACGAGGCGCCAAUGGACAUUUCGCGUUUGAUGCAGGAGUCCAGCCGUCGUCUGAAUGUAGUUUUACCACCGACUCUGAAUCCAAUGGCUUCUAAGAAACCAGAACGUAACUUCAUCUCAGAUGAAGAUGCGCCAUUAAUGUUUAAGAAUUAUUAUUGCUUUGUUGUCGAAUAAAUAAAC